Messenger RNA from Prorocentrum cordatum, 1059 nucleotides. NCBI's taxonomy places the organism in Eukaryota, Dinophyceae, Prorocentrales, Prorocentraceae. The record is from the annotation of a GenBank genome assembly.
UUUCCCCUCCCCAAGCGUUGCACAGGCUUGCCGCUCUUGUCCGUCGAGUCUCUCAAAAGGAGGACGAGGAAGAGGGGGUCUCCCUCCUCCGCGACCAAACACUCUGGUCACUCAGCGUCCCUCGCCGCUGCAGCCCUGGCUGCCGAUUUGUUGAGGAAAACUUGUGCGUUUCAGCACCACGGCGCGCGGGGGGAAUGCAAGACCGCAAUGAAUGAUUGAGGCCCUACGUAGAAUAAGCUCGCGGCACGAGUCGGCACCUCAAUACAGGCGUCAAGACAGCAGCAGAUGAAGAGAACGAAGACUAAAACGCGGUCCAAAGGCUCGACCAAAACAGAAGCAGACAGCGACGCCAACAACCGCGAGAAGCUGCUCUUCGGCCUCUCUCCCUGCCAGCUGUGCAAAAAAAGCCUCAUCCUGCGAGCAGACGCGGAGAACUGAGUAUCAAUGGAUCCCUCGGGGAUGGCUCUCCCGAUCCGCAGGUUCAGGCAGCCAACAGGGUCCACCCGCCAAGCGGCGAGGCGAGGCAGCCCGCACACAGGCAGCACGUGCAGACCACCGCGCACAGCACCAGGCCUUGGGAGCACCCCCUGCGAUUCCAGCUGGCUCCACGGACGGAUCCUGACCAGGAUCCAGCCGCCCAUCCUCGAUCCAUCCCGAGGCGCGGAGCACUGCUCCAGAGCCCGAGCGGCCGUGCCUGUCUGGGUCGGUUCGGCCCACCAGCAGCCUUCCGCCACGAGGGAAGCGGGUCCCGGAGGAAGGGAGGGGGGCUCUGGGACAUCCUUCGCUGCUUCCGCUCCCCCCAGGUUUCCUUUGAUCUUCUCGCUGCUUCCUGUCCCGCGGGGCCGCACCACGGGCCUCGGGGCUGGCGAGGCCACAGGUUGCACCAAUCCCAUGCGCCGUGGCAGAUGGCCUGGGCAGAGCCCUCGUGAUCUCCCGGGUAACCCCUCGCGUGCGUGAUGGCCGUUAGGCGCCUUUUGCUCUUGCCGGCGCACGCGCAGGUGGCCCGUGCAGGCCCCCGCCGCGUGGAAUCCAUUCUCGAGCAGGGACCGACCGUCCCGG